Messenger RNA from Salvia splendens (bonfire salvia), 1867 nucleotides. RefSeq names its product protein IQ-DOMAIN 1. Gene Ontology annotation, molecular function: protein binding. Lineage: Eukaryota; Viridiplantae; Streptophyta; Magnoliopsida; Lamiales; Lamiaceae. Bases 199 to 1572 code for a protein of 457 amino acids. The transcript is spliced from 6 exons. The record is from RefSeq and is a predicted model, not a curated record.
UUUCAUUCUCUCUCUCUCUCAUAAAAACACAUACAUCUCCGCUUAAAUAUGACAGUGCUCAAGCCACCUUGGUGACAGAUUCACCGCUUGUGUGUCGAUCAGUCAGUAGCAGAAGACGAAGAAGAAGAGAUUAUAUGUUUGCCUAAUCACGAUUCGCCUUUUAAAUUCAAAACAGCAGAUUUUUCUAUAACGUAAAAAAUGGGAUGGCUUCAUACAAUGAAGAAAGUAAUGAGCUGUGGAUCAGGGCAGAGUAGCAGAAAGAGGAAUCGAAAAUCGGGAGAUUUGGGGAAAGAGGUGCUGUAUUUGGAUCCAUACAAUGCAGAAAAUGCAGCAGUCCUUCCUGCUUCUCGAUCUCCGGUGGAGGAGGCGAAGCUGGUGGAAGCCGAGAAUGAACAGAGUAGGCAUGCUUAUUCUGUCGCUAUUGCAACCGCUGCAGCUGCUGAGGCCGCUGUUGCUGCUGCUCAUGCUGCUGCAGAGGUUGUCCGGCUCACAGCUGCAGCUCAUGGCUCGGGUAAAACCAGGGAAGAGAUAGCUGCUGUCAAGAUUCAAGCAGCCCUUCGUGGCCAUUUGGAAAGGAGAGCAUUGAAGCCUUUGAGAGGUCACGCGAGGCUGAAGUCAUUGAUAGAGGGCCAAUUAGUGAAGCGCCAAGCAACGAGCGCCUUAAAACAUAUGCAAAUGCUGGGCCGUAUGCAAUCUGAGGUUCGAGCAGGUAGAAACAGAAAGCCUGAUGAGAAGUUGUCGAUUCAAAAACAGAUCCAGCAGAAACACCAAAGGGAGGCUGAGAAGUUGAACACAUCUAUUGGAGAGGAUUGGGAUGAUAGUAUGCAGUCAAAAGAGCAGAUCGAAGCCAAUCUGCACCACCGGUACGAAGCUGCUAUAAGAAGGGAGCGUGCCCUGGCUUAUGCAUAUACGCAUCAGCAAACAUGGAGGGCCUCAUCAAACAGUGCAAACCAAACAUUCAUGGAUCCAAGUAACCCUCAUUGGGGUUGGAGUUGGUUAGAGCGAUGGAUGGCUAAUCGUCCACACGAAAACGGGAAUGCAGCGAGUAAAGAACAGAACAGUGACCAUAACUCCGUGAAAAGCAGGGUAAGCCAUUCAGUAUCCGUCUCUGUAGACCUGAAGAUGCAGUCUCCAGCUGCCCAGAAACAAAGCCGGCCUCCCAGCCGGCAGUCGCCUUCGACUCCCAAGUCGAAAAUCACACCACAUUCCAAGUUCAGGCCUGCAAGCCCAAAGGGGACUAAUGGCACGGAUGAUGACUCUAAGAGCAUUAGAAGUGCCCGCUCGGAUAGAUGUCGGAGGCACAGCAUUGCUGGCUCGUCCGUGAGGGAUGAUGAGAGCAUAACGAGCUCACACGCUGCACUUCUUGGCUACAUGGCUUCAACGGAGUCGACAAGAGCUAAGUCGCGGGUGGCCAGCCCGGUUGGAGGGGAGAUAGGCAGGACGCCUGAGAAGGGAGCCGUAGGUUCUGCAAAGAAACGGCUGUCGUUCUCGGGAUCCCCCGCCUACCCUAGGAGGCAUUCAGGCCCACCGAGGGUCGAUAUUAGUCCUAUGAAGGACAUCACUACAUACUGAUAGUGGCCAUGGCAGCUAUUGGCUAUAUUGGAGAGCUUUGGGAACGACACGAGCUUUAACUAAAUGUUAGACAUUGUAUUUAUGAGUGGACAUGUGAGCGACAUUGAGAUGGUGGACCAUGAACAUAUUUUGUUGGCAAAAUAGGGAGUAGUGUGAGGGACAAUGAUAUUUGUUUUUCAGUUAAAAUAUGUAAUUUGCUAAAUUAAUUACUUUUUUUUUGCUAAAAUGCUUGCUAUUUAUAUUGAUUUCUUUGUAAAAUAAUAUUCAUUAUGAAGUUAUAUUUGUUAUAUUGUAA